AUGCGUACACGCGCAACUUCCCUACAAUCUGUCCAGCGGAAGCUACUGUAUGCACCGCAUUGCGCGUGUGAGAACCUUUGGAGGCAUUCUCACAUCGAUGUGGGCCAUAGUUAUGGGCACAGCUUGUCUGAAAGGGACGAGAGAGUCGCAAAUCGGUGCAUGAGAAUGUUUUUCUUUCUUCUGGAACAUCCAGGGAAUGCACCAGGAAUGGAGAUUGAGAAUCUGAGCGGGGAGAAGAUGCCCGUGACGAGGAAAAGGCGUGAAUGCUUGGUGCCUCUGGCCGAAAAAGUGAAUCAUUCGCAUACACUCUCUCCUGCUAUGCAGACUUUGCAUAGGCGAAGAAGAUUCAACGCCGCCGCUGCUGCCACAAAGGGGCCUGCAACUAAGAUCACCAGGGGUAUUCUGUUGGAAAUUCCAAAUUUCUUUUAUGGUGAAACAUUUGAAAAACCUCUGUUAAAACUGGAACCCGAAAUCUCUUUGCCUGCCUCUGUUCCUCAUCGCCGCUCCAAUAGUUACUGUAUUUCCGACAAACUGGCUCAACGUGCUGCUAUUCAUUUUACGAGUAAUAUUGACUCUCAGGCGUCCCAGAAAGACGCUUCCAAAUUUCGUUUUAUCAUCAGUCCCCCCUUGAACAAUGGGAAUAUAAAGCUAGAGAAAGCCAAGUACAAGCACAAAGAGAGGGAUUUUGCUAUCGACUUAGUUUUACCGGACGUUAACAGGGAUAGAUCUUCUCCAAAGACUAAGAGGCACAGUAAAUCCCAUAAGGAAAAUGUGCCUCCUUCAUCCCUGGAUGCCAAGGUGAAGCCGAUUGUUCCUGCUACACCUGGCACCGAUGGAGUCUCUGAUUCCGGUAAUAUUCUUCCUGAUGCACUAUUUCAGGGCUCCCACUGGGAAAUCUUCAAAGUAUCCAAACGUAGCCCUAACCUGAAACCUCGUAACAGAGUUCUCUCGGAAAUGGAACGGAGGAUGGUGGAGGGUCCAAAAGAAACAGUUCGCCGAUGGAAGAGCGAAGCAGCUAAGGAGACAAGAUACAUGCAAGAAAUGAAGGCCACCGAGGAAUUGGCAAAGAAGAAUCGGGAUUUUGAAGAAUGGUCCAGAACCUGCUCCUCCAUUGAAGAGAAUAUGUCCAAGUUUGCGGAGGAGUUGACGAUCAGGAAAAAUAAGGAGGCACGCCAGAAGAAAAUCGAUAGAGCCAAGGCAGAUAAGAUGGAGAAGAAAGAAAUUAUUAUCAGGGCCGAAGCUCUAUCGGAAGAUCAAUACGCUGUGAGUUAA
Messenger RNA from Morchella importuna, 1272 nucleotides. RefSeq lists its product as uncharacterized. The coding region runs from base 1 to 1272 and encodes 423 amino acids. The record is from RefSeq and is a predicted model, not a curated record. NCBI's taxonomy places the organism in Eukaryota, Fungi, Ascomycota, Pezizomycetes, Pezizales, Morchellaceae. The transcript is spliced from 6 exons.